UCUCUCUUUCUCUCUCUCUCCUUUGAUGGCGAAUUGGUUAACGUUUUCUCUGUCACCAAUGGAGAUGUUGAAAUCACCUGAUCAAUCUCACUUCGUUUCUUAUGACGCUUCUUCAGCUCCUUACCUCAUCGAUAACCUCUAUGUUUUGAAAGAAGAAGCCCAGAUAGAAACUGCUUCAAUGGCGGAUUCAACAACCCUUGCCACUUUCUUCGAUUCACAAACCCAUUCUCCGACUCAGGUUCCCAAGCUCGAAGAUUUCUUCGGCGACUCUUCUACCUCCUUCGUCCGUUACUCCGAUAACCAAACAGAGAGGCAAAACUCUUCCUCUCUCACUCGAAUUUACGAUCCACGACAUCACACCGGAGAAGUUACAGGUUACUUCGCUGAUCAUCACCACGAUUUCAAGACGAUUGCUUGUUUUCAGACAAACUCCGGCUCAGAAAUCGUCGAUGACUCUGCCUCCAUCGGACGAGCUCAUCUCUCAAAAGGCGGCGAAUUUCACGUUGUGGAUUCGUCCACGACGGCGACGGCGGAGCUAGGGUUUCACGGCGGUUGCACCAACGGAGGAGCUUUGUCUCUUGCGGUUAACAACACUGAUCAUCCUUUGAGCCGCAAUCAUGGCGAGAGAGGCAAAAACAGUAAAAAGACGAUAGUCUCCAAGAAGGAUACAAAGGCGGUGGAAUCAACUGAUGAUUCGAAGAAGAAGAUUGCCGAAACAUUUGGACAAAGAACUUCGAUUUAUCGAGGAGUCACUCGACAUAGAUGGACGGGAAGAUACGAAGCGCAUCUAUGGGAUAACAGCUGUAGGAGGGAAGGUCAAGCCAGAAAAGGACGUCAGGUGUACUUAGGUGGAUAUGACAAAGAAGAUAAAGCAGCUAGAGCCUAUGACUUGGCAGCUUUAAAAUACUGGGGUUCUGCUGCUACUACAAAUUUUCAGAUAGCGAGUUAUUCGAAAGAAUUGGAGGAAAUGAAUCACAUGACCAAGCAAGAAUUCAUUGCAUCCCUUAGGAGGACAAGCAGCGGUUUCUCAAGAGGAGCAUCGAUAUAUAGAGGUGUCACAAGGCAUCAUCAACAAGGUCGUUGGCAAGCAAGAAUCGGCCGUGUCGCAGGAAACAAAGAUCUUUACCUCGGAACCUUCGCUACGGAAGAGGAAGCUGCAGAGGCUUACGACAUUGCAGCCAUAAAGUUCAGAGGAAUCAACGCAGUGACUAACUUUGAGAUGAACCGUUACGAUGUUGAAGCCGUCAUGAAAAGUUCUUUCCCCGUAGGAGGAGGAGGAGCUGCGAAACGCCAUAAGCUCUCUCUUGAAUCUCCUCCUCCGUCUUCCUCAUCUGACCGUAACCUUCAACAACAUUUGCCUCCGUCUUCUUCCUCGGAAUUGGACCCUAACUCAAUCCCGUGUGGGAUUCCGUUUGAAUCUUCAGUUCUCCACCAUCACCAGGACUUAUUUCAGCAUUAUCCUGCAGUCUCUGACUCUACUACAGUUGAUGCUCCUAUGAACCAAGCUGAGUUUUUCUUGUGGCCUAACCACUCUUACUAAAUCAUAAUGGUUUCUUCCGUACUAAUGUUGGUUUAUGGACUCGAGGCUUAUCUUCUUGAUUUUGGCUAUACCCUAUUUAGCUGACAAGAAGAUUGCACUUUCGUUGUCUUUUUGUUUUUUGUUUUUUUUAACUGUAGACUAGGAAGAAGCAGAGUGGAGAAAAGUUUAAGAAGCUGAAACUUUUGGGGUCAAUUUUGUAGUAAUGUAUUCCUUUGGUUAGCGGUGGUUUAUUGUGGGAUUUAGUAAUUUUAUUUUUGUAUGUAAUCGGCUUAUCGGUAUUACUCUGUUUCCUCCAUUUAUGAAAAUAUCUUUCUCAGA
Molecule: messenger RNA, 1858 nt
Organism: Eutrema salsugineum
Lineage: Eukaryota; Viridiplantae; Streptophyta; Magnoliopsida; Brassicales; Brassicaceae
Product: AP2-like ethylene-responsive transcription factor AIL7
Exons: 8
Coding region: 26-1540 (504 amino acids)
Biological process (GO): regulation of DNA-templated transcription
Molecular function (GO): DNA-binding transcription factor activity; DNA binding
Source: RefSeq, a predicted model, not a curated record